This is a messenger RNA of Contarinia nasturtii (swede midge), 993 nucleotides long. Its product is annotated as nucleosomal histone kinase 1-like. The record is from RefSeq and is a predicted model, not a curated record. The coding region runs from base 1 to 993 and encodes 330 amino acids. Lineage: Eukaryota; Metazoa; Arthropoda; Insecta; Diptera; Cecidomyiidae. Gene Ontology annotation, molecular function: protein serine/threonine kinase activity. The transcript is spliced from 5 exons. Gene Ontology annotation, biological process: peptidyl-serine phosphorylation; signal transduction. Gene Ontology annotation, cellular component: cytoplasm; nucleus.
AUGCAAUUCAAGAUAGAUACAGUGAUUGACACUAUAAAUAACAAGUGGUCAAUUGUUAAGAAUGGAAAUUUCAGUGACUGUUAUUAUGCUCAAAAGGAUAACAGUAAUCUUGUUGGUGAGAAUUAUCCGUAUAUUGCGAAAAUUGUUGACAUCUAUGAGUAUAUUCAUCGUUAUAAAUACGUUUUGGGUAAUUUGAAGGCAAGCGAUUUACGCUUGGGUACAAAUGAAAACGACAAGCAACAAGUGUAUUUGAUUCGAUUCGAUUUCGUAUCUCAUUUGAUGACAAGAUCACUUAAAUCAAAUAAAACUAAAAUGCAUAAAGGCUGUAUUCGAUUGAUCUCACGAGAUGCUCAUCAGGGAGUACUGACAUUACGAGGAGAUAUGGAGAAUUUGGCUUUCAACUUACUAGAAUGGGCUGGUGGUGCUCUACCGUGGAUGAACUGUUUGAACGAAGCGGACAAGGUCCAGCGGUCGAAAGAUAAGCUAAUGUCAAGAACAAACAUCGAUUUACAUCGCUGUUUUCCAAAUGAAAUAUGCCCAGAAACUAUUCGAAAGUUCUUCGAACACAUAGGAGAGUGCGGUCUUACUGAGCUGCCUUCGUAUGAAAAAUAUAGAAAAUGUUUCUUAGGCAUACGUUCACAAUCUAGAUCAGAAACGAUCUCAGUAAAAAAAACACAUAAUUUGCGUAAGCGACGUGUUCCUGAAAAUACUGACGCAAAGAUGUCAGAUAAUCAGCAAGCUUCGAAAAAAAUCAAAGUGGACAAUCGACAGGCUGUUGUUAAAAGUGUUGCUCCGAAGUUUGUACCUGCAAAACGUGACGCGCUAGUAGUUGGAAGUCCAAUACUAGCAUGGAUGAAAUCAUAUUCACCGUGGCCAGCAAGAUUGAUUAGUAUUGAUAAUGCCAAUUGCAUUGUAUAUUUUUACGGUGAUAAUAAUAGGACAGGAAAAGUGCCGAUCGACCGCAUUGAUUUACAAAAUUGUAAUAUGAAUUGA